Dictyostelium purpureum is the source of this 1764-nucleotide messenger RNA. RefSeq lists its product as uncharacterized. The record is from RefSeq and is a predicted model, not a curated record. The annotation marks the transcript as partial. Lineage: Eukaryota; Evosea; Eumycetozoa; Dictyosteliales; Dictyosteliaceae. The transcript has 2 exons.
GAAUUAAAUAAUAUUAUCAAUGCAAAAGAAAAUGAUGUCAAAAGAUUAUUAAUCACAAAAUUAGACGAAAACACAGAAGUAAAUAUAAUAACAACAACAAUGGAAAACAAUAAUAAUAUUAUUAAUAAUGCCAUAAAAUUUAAUAUUGAUAUUAGUUAUAAUAAUGAUGUUAAUAAUAAUAUUGAUAAUGAAUUUAUUAUACUUUUAAAACACAAUCAUCAAUGUAACAAUCUUUUAUCAAAUAUAAGUAAUAAUAACUUACCAGAAUAUAAAGAUAUUCAAUUAAUAAUUCAAGAAAAUAAUCUCGACUCAAUCAAAGAUCUAACAAACAGUUAUUUAGAAGUAAAGGAUAUAAAUAUAGAUACUAAAUUAAUAUUUCAAGAAAAUAAUCCCGACUCAAUCAAAGAUCUAACAGACAGUUGUUUAGAAGUAGUUGAUGAUAUUCCUUUAGAUUUAAAAACACUAAAAUUUUAUAAAUUUGAAUUUACAAUUUACGAAGAAGGGUAUUAUAUUGGUCAUUUAAAAAUUAGAAGUCUUGCUAUUGGACCUAUCGAAUGUUUACCCAAAACUAUUCCAGCAACAGUUACAAAUUUAUAUUUACAAGAUGGCUUUAAUCAACCACUUAAUUUUAUACCACCCACCGUACAAUGCUUGUGUUUAGAAAACAUCAAGUAUCAAUUAACACUUGAUUCAAUUCCAGCAACAGUUAAACAUUUAUAUUUAUUUGAUGGCUUUAAUCAACCACUUAAUUUUAUACCACCCACCGUAGAAUGCUUGUAUUUAUAUAACAUCAAGUAUCAAUUAACACAAGAUUCAAUUCCAGCAACAGUUACACAUUUAUUUUUACAAGAUGGCUUUAAUCAACCACUUAAUUUUAUACCACCCACCGUACAAAGGUUGUAUUUAGAUAACAUCAAGUAUCAAUUAACACCUGAUUCAAUUCCAGCAACAGUUACAGAUUUAUUAUUACUUAAUGACUUUAAUCAAUCACUUGAUUUUAUACCACCCACCGUACAAUGCUUGUGUUUAGAAAACAUCAAGUAUCAAUUAACACAAGAUUCAAUUCCAGCAACAGUUACACAUUUAUAUUUACUUAAUGGCUUUAAUCAACCACUUAAUUUUAUACUACCCACAGUAAAAUUCUUGUAUUUACAUGACAUCAAGUAUCAAUUAACACCUGAUUCAAUUCCAGCAACAGUUAUACAUUUAUAUUUACUUGAUGAUUUUAAUCAACCACUUAAUUUUAUACCACCCACCGUACAAUUCUUGUAUUUACAAAACAUCAAGUAUCAAAUAACACCUGAUUCAAUUCCAGCAACAGCAAAAGUUACAGAUUUAUAUUUACUUGAUGAUUUUAAUCAACCAUUUAAUUUUAUACCACCCACCGUACAAUUCUUGUGUUUAGAUAACAUCAAGUAUCAAUUAACACCUGAUUCAAUUCCAGCAACAGUUAUACAUUUAUUUUUACAAGAUGGCUUUAAUCAACCACUUAAUUUUAUACCACCCACCGUACAAUAUUUGUAUUUAGAUAACAUCAAGUAUCAAUUAACACCUGAUUCAAUUCCAGCAGCAAUUACACAUUUAUAUUUACUUAAUGGCUUUAAUCAAUCACUUAAUAUUAUACCACCCACCGUACAAACGUUGUAUUUAGGUAACAUCAAGUAUCAAUUAAUACCUGGUUCUAUUCCAAAUCAUUUAGCUACUCUUAUAUUUGAUUAUGGUUUUCUCAACGUUUUACACAAGGUAUUAUCCCUGGCUCUAUAA